AUGCAUUGUCAUGCAAGGAGAUACGUCUUGGACCUUUCUUACUACUUAGAGCUGGCGAUCAACUAGAAUGGACGGACAGAAUGCUCCUCCUUCGGCUGCCGAGAAGUCGGUUCUAACACCGGAGCAAGUCAAGCGCAUUGAGCUGAACCGCCUCAAAGCAAAAGCAAGGCAGAGACAGCGAGAACAAGAGGCAGGCUCGUCAUCUACGCCCAAUGCGAACCAGAAACGCCCUCUCGAAGUUGUACCAGCUUUGUCCACUUCGCCGACAGCUCCUAAGCCAUUGAAGCGUGAUUCACGCCUCGGCAAAUACUUUGACUAUGACCUGUCCAAAAUGGUCAAUUCGAAAGGUGGAUUUUUGGUCGAAGAUGGGAAGGAGAUUGACGAAGAUUCAAGGGUGAAGGAGCGGGAAAGAGAAAGGCAACGAGCCAAACAGAACUUAGAACCGCCCAUGUACUUGGAUCCGAGCCUGAAUCCGAAGUGCAGAGAAUGCCAAUCUAUCGACAUCGAUUACACAUACAAGAAGAUAUUUGGAUGCCUGGUAUGUAACAAAUGCAAGGAUGAAUACCCAGAGAAAUACGGUUUGUUGACAAAGACUGAAUGCAAAGAAGAUUAUCUCUUAACUGACCCUGAACUUCGGGAUCGAGAGCUGCUACCCCAUCUACUCAAAGCCAAUCCUCAUAAAUCAACGUUUGCGAAUAUGAUGCUCUUUUUGCGGUGUCAAGUUGAAGAUUUUGCGUGGAAGAAAUGGGGAUCGCCAGAGGCUCUAGAUACUGAAUGGGAGCGUCGAACGGAGGAGAAGAAGAAAAAGAAGAACAAGAAGUUCGAAGAAGGACUUCGAGACUUGCGCCGAAGGACCAGAGAAGGUGUGUGGCAAAGACGAAAGGACCAGGAGCACAAACAUGUUUUCGGAAUAACGGAAGACCUUGGGGAUGGCAUGGGCCGGCAAGUUUGCCAUGAAUCCCAGGCAUCCACUAUGGAUGACACAAACCAAGCUGAAAGCUCCAAGAUUUCCACUUCUUUGGAGCUUGAGCAGAUCGAAGUAAACCUCUUUCGGUCAAAGACUUUAUACAAACCCACAAGGGCUCGAGGCGUUUUCGGCGGGCAGGUCAUCUCACAAGCAAUAGUUGCCGCCACCAAUUGUGUCGAUCCCAUGUUCGGGUUGCAUUCUUUGCAUUGUUACUUUCUUUUAAGCGCAUCUCCUGCUAUUCCCAUCAUAUAUUUCGUCGAGCGACUACGGGAAGGGCGGUCAUAUACUACCCGAAGCGUUAAAGCAGUUCAAAAUGGAAAGGUGAUAUUUCAGCUAAUGUGUUCCUUCCACAAGCCAGAACCAUGGCAGCCUACACAUCAAUGGCCCAUGCCCGAGGUGCCCCCAUUGGAGGAGUGCGAGCUUGAUGAGGUGCUGUUCAGGCGCCGAGCCGCGGCGGAGGACCUUCCUCCGAAGGUUCGGGACUUGUUCUUGUCUCAUGCACUUGAAAGGGAGAAUGGUCCAAUUUCAGUCAGAAGGGCUGGCCCGGGAGUGACCGACGAGAAUGGUACACUCACAUCCAUGUAUUGGAUGCAAGCCCGAACAGGUCAAGCGUCACAUUAUGGAGCACCUUACCAGAAGUGUAUUCUGGCAUACCUUUCGGACCUUAACUUCAUUACCCUUGCGUCUGAGGCUCUUAAACUCAAGCGGAUGUCAAAGGGUCCUGACGCUCAUGCUAUGACCUCUUCAUUAGAUCAUUCCAUAUGGUACUACGACGACAACUUUUGUUGUGAAGAUGGUUUACUCUACGUGGUCAUCUGUCCUCGAGCCGCAUCUGGUAGAGCAGUGGUUCAUGGCAGGUUGUACUCGCGAGCUGGCAACCUGGUUGCAGUCACUUGUCAAGAGGGCGUGGUGCGGGCUAACGUACGAGGUCCUACUGAAAUCGCGGCAAAGCUGUAGACGUACAUCUUGAAGUACGGAUGUCUUGAAAACUAUGUCCUUGAUCCGCGCGAGAAAUUGAGUUUGGAUAGUUGGCGGGAGAUUAUUUAAUAAUGCUGCUGGUCUUGGAAGCGGGUUCAUUUGUUUUGAUGCCCCCUUUUAUGUUUUGUAUUUAACUUUGCGGGUACCUCAUCAUCUGAGCUAGAUAUUCGUUCUGAUC
Messenger RNA from Suillus clintonianus, 2123 nucleotides. RefSeq names its product thioesterase-like superfamily-domain-containing protein. The record is from RefSeq and is a predicted model, not a curated record. NCBI's taxonomy places the organism in Eukaryota, Fungi, Basidiomycota, Agaricomycetes, Boletales, Suillaceae. Gene Ontology annotation, molecular function: fatty acyl-CoA hydrolase activity; damaged DNA binding. Gene Ontology annotation, cellular component: peroxisomal matrix. Bases 68 to 1924 code for a protein of 618 amino acids. Gene Ontology annotation, biological process: fatty acid catabolic process; nucleotide-excision repair; acyl-CoA metabolic process. The transcript is spliced from 16 exons.